Rhagoletis zephyria (snowberry fruit fly) is the source of this 810-nucleotide messenger RNA. The record is from RefSeq and is a predicted model, not a curated record. Lineage: Eukaryota; Metazoa; Arthropoda; Insecta; Diptera; Tephritidae.
AUGGCAUCCACCAACUCGACGUCCUCCUUCACGGCGGUGAACGAGGGCGAAUUCGCCAACUUUGCCGAUCUGACCGGCAAGAUUAUCAUCAAGGCGGAGUACGGCGACGUCAUUCGCAAGGUGCCAAUCCACAAUGAGGAGAUCACCUACGAUGAGCUGCUGAUCAUGAUGGUGCGCCUCUUCAAGCUCUCGCCGACGGAUGAGAUUGAGCUGAAGUACCGCGACGAGGACGGCGACCUGGUGUCCAUCGUCGACGGCAAUGACAUCGCCUUCGCCAUCCAGUGCAGCCGCCUGCUGAAGCUGAAGGUGCUCGUCAAUGCGAAGACGCCCUCGGUGAGCGUCACCGAGCGGAAGGUGAUUCGCGAUGAGCUGAUAGGCAUUCGCAAUCGGUGCAUUGAGCUGCUCGACAAGCUCGACCAUUCCCUGCCAAUGGUGGCCACCGCUACUGACGAUGCUGGAACUGUCGUCGAUCAGCAGCAGCAGCAGAAGUUGACCGAGUCAACGCAGGCGAUGAAGAUCUCCGCCGACGAGGCAAAGAAGCAAUAUCAAGGGCCGCCACCGAAGGAGUUUGAUCCGCUGAGCAGCAGCAGCAGCAACAAUAGCAAGCCGCCACGCACUGGCUCGCCUGCAGUGGCCACUCUUCAGGCGCAGCCGAUUGGAAAGUCUGAAUCGACUGGAUUGGACAGCGCCGAACCGAAGCCUCUGUCCUCUGAUGGGCGCUCGUCGGCGGCCUCCUCGGUGGUGACCUCGCCACUCGCUGCCGCCAUUAGUCCUGUGUCGAGUGAACAUUCAGGUAAGGCGUUUAGUUGA